AAAAAAAAAACGGUGGCUAAUUGAUUAUUCCGCGCUCGAGCGAUGACUUGGAUGCGCUAUAGCGACGCGCGCGCUGCUGUAAUCUUGUAACUCACUCGCUACUCAGUACGAUCGUCCGCGCGCAGUAUCGGCGACGCAUAUAAAACUCGCUUUCUCUUUCUCUCUCUUUGUUGUCAAUCUAUUUGGAAAAUGGCCAAUUCUAAGCGAGUCGAGUCGAAGCUAAUGUCAAUGAUCAGGAUGGCCACCAGGUCGAUGAGCGUGUCGGAUUCAGCAGCAGCAGCAGCAGCGGCAAGUAGUAGUAGUGCUGCAAAUCUCAGCAAGGAUGAAAGUCACUCACUCGUCGAUGUGUCGUACGACCAGCAGACUGGUAUAUCCACGCUGAGGAUGCGUAGCGCGCCAGUCAACAGCUUGAGCGUGGACAUGUGCCGCGCGCUCAAGGCGGCCCUCGACAAGGUCAUGGUCAAGGGCAGUACCGGCCUCAUCCUGACCUCGUCGCUGGCCCGGCUCUUCUCCGCGGGCUUCGAUCUCAAGGCCAUGCACGAGCCCGACGUGGAGCAUCUGCGCGAGUCCUGGCACGCACUGCAGGAUCUCUGGCUGAGUCUCUACGCGAUGAGGAUACCCACGGUCGCCGCCAUCAACGGAGCCUGUCCGGGUGGAGGCUGCCUGCUGGCCUUGGCGUGCGAUUACAGGGUCAUGCUGAGCGGCGAGCACACGAUCGGCGUCGUCGGAGCCAAACUCGGACUAGCCACCCCCAAGUGGUUCAACGACUCCAUGAUCGCCGUGGUGGGCUACAGACAAGCCGAGCUGGCGCUCAUGAGGGCGACUUUGUUCAAACCCGAGGAAGCCCUGAAGAUCGGUCUGAUCGACGAGAUAGCCAGCGACGAGGCGGACGCCCUGCUCAGGUGCACCUGUUACAUCAGAAGCUACGAUCACAUCUUGCCCGAGGCAAGAGCGGACAUGAAGCUGACCCUGAGGCGGCCGGCGAUCGAGUGGCUCGAGUCCAACCGACAAUUGGACACCGAGUCGUUCAUCAAGUCGGUGCAGAGGCCCUACGUCCAGAAGAUCAUCGGCGACUUUCUUCGAUCCCGCAGGAGAUCCGCGCUCUAAUGCUUUUGUAACACGAUACCGUAUACGUUCGGUCGUGAAUUGCCUGUACCUGAUGUACUGAAUUAAUUAAAAUAAAGGAAUUGUGCAUAGGUUUUGAAUUUAAA
This is a messenger RNA of Trichogramma pretiosum, 1211 nucleotides long. Its product is annotated as enoyl-CoA delta isomerase 1, mitochondrial-like. The record is from RefSeq and is a predicted model, not a curated record. Bases 190 to 1107 code for a protein of 305 amino acids. Gene Ontology annotation, cellular component: mitochondrion. Gene Ontology annotation, biological process: fatty acid beta-oxidation. Gene Ontology annotation, molecular function: enoyl-CoA hydratase activity. The transcript has 5 exons. Lineage: Eukaryota; Metazoa; Arthropoda; Insecta; Hymenoptera; Trichogrammatidae.